Messenger RNA from Plutella xylostella (diamondback moth), 1602 nucleotides. NCBI's taxonomy places the organism in Eukaryota, Metazoa, Arthropoda, Insecta, Lepidoptera, Plutellidae. The record is from RefSeq and is a predicted model, not a curated record.
GAUCCCUCAAACGAACCCGCCUGCCUAGAACUACUGACGAUAUUGAGCAAGAAUUCAGUGUACAUAGACCAACUAGCACCAGCCAUCUUGAAAAUGAUGGAGUCGAAACAAAUCCUCGCUAAAAAACUGUCGAACACGGCAACGCUACUCGGCCUGGCUCUAGCCGUCUGUCAUGACAGUUCUGUCACGGCUGUCAACCUGUCACGACUGUGGAAAGUGCUUGACAGGAUGCGCACUGGCUACGACUCUAAGAUCCAGGACUAUGUCAAAGUUCUUUUUUAUACGCAAAACGGGUAUAAGCUUUGCUGUAAUGAGAGUAAUUUUAGGCACAUUACAGCGUUAGCACCUAAAAUGGUUCGUGAAGAGAAAGCCAAAUGCUUCGAAAUCCUAUCGACAUAUUUAGCGCGAACCUCAAGCAACACAGAGUAUGUUACAUCUAUGUGGCAGGCCAUAGACAUUUGUGAGUCUAUGGUCGGCGAACAGUCGAAUUUAGCCAUGAAAUUGGUAAAAAGUGGUCUACAUUUGAUGGAGGAGAGAAUGAAAAGGAGAACUGUGAUGUUGGCGGCCGAUUUCUGUAGUAAUACAGUCGUUAAAGUGAGGAGAUUGGCGUUUGAGGUCAUGUUGCGCGCUUUUGAAGACAUACAGAGCUCAGAAGAGCUAGAGCCGGCAGCGAAAAGACGAAAAGUGGAAUCUUCUAAAAUCCGAGAUCUACUUCAAGUAGAAGAUGUUUACACAUUGACGGUAGUUGCUAAACUCGGUCAGGGAUUGGUGGAUGAAGUUGUGGAUAUCAGCUCUAUGGUACAACAGGGCGUUGUCAAACAUUUGAGUAGUGAUAUGAGUGUCAGACUAUGUGAAUGCAUGCUAAUAGCCCUCAACCAGCCGGCCUCUGUCAAACCUUCUGUCGUCGCCCGCGCACUGACAGCAGCUGUCAGAUUGUGGGUGCGAGCCUUACGUGACAUGGAGGCUUUCAAGACGGUACUGUUGAGGGAUGAGCCGCUUGAGGCGGAUAGCGCAUCUACUUCAGCCGGUCCGUCGAAGCUGCUGACAAUGACGCGCACGUAUCAGGGCACGUUCAGGACACACUUCAGCGCCGGCCAAAGACACUCCUCAAGGAAAGCUAACACGAUGGCACCGACAACGCUGAAUGUCCAGAUACCAAUAGAUGAGAUAUUGGAAACUCUUUUGCAGUUCUCUGAGCGUGACCCAGACACAGCAACCACUCUUCUAACAGAAGUUAUAAAGAGUGUCCAAAAACAACAGAGUUUCGACUUCAACAGUCGUUUAUCUCAACUGUUGUGUUCUUUGCUGGAUAAAGGAGUGACGCUGCGAUCAAAAUUGCUUGAGAUAAGCCGAUGUGUGUUGGACGACUGUUGUAAGAUACCCAGUUUUAAAACUUCACUAGUAAGACUGAAAGAAACAACAUUGGGCUCCGAAGCAGAAUGUAUAACCUCUCUUUUAUAUGAAGAUGUCGUGUUGAGAUGUGAAAAUAGGGACAUGUUUGUCUUAGGAAACACAAACUUUGACGAAGAAGAUGAACAAAUGGAAGAUUCAACGUUGAAUUUCUCCUUACAAGAAUGGGAGAACGUGACCAACAUCAGAUAA